AGAACUCGCCCCGUUAGGUAUUGAUAAAUUUCUCAGUGAUAUAGUCCAUCUCAGCAUUUUCAACUGUUACUCAAACGUGGCACAUUACAACUAAUUUAUCUGCAUCGUAGUGAUGGAUUAUUGUUUGGCUUCACUAAGUAGACGUAAUAAUGAUAGAUCUGAUGUCUUUACAAUUGAGCGUACUUAGUUGUGUUCUGAUAAGUUUAGCUGAAUAAAAUCAUAUCUCAAGUUGUAUAACUCAAUUAUGUGGAGUUCUGAAAGAAAAAUUGCUAUCAAGCUUGUUCUUCUUACCAUGUUUACUCAAUCAUUCUGGUCUGGAUUUCAGUUUCUCACGAACCAGUUUAUAUAUUAUAGGUUUCUGAAGGACGCAGGUUUACCCUACGAACCAUCUCCACAAAACAAAUCCAUUCCUGAUCAUGAUAAAGAAUUGAAAGAUGAAGUUCAAAAGAGGACUGCACAUUUACUACCCUUAUUGAGUGCUUCAUUAUUAAUUCCUGGACUUUUGUCGUCGUUUAUAAUCAGUUCACUUUCUGAUCAUUAUGGUCGACGUGUAGCGAUGGGAGUUUUGUUUGGUGGUUUAACUUCAAACAUAAUCGUUUCAUCGCUUGUGAUUUUACUUGAACUGAAUUUAUACUUAUUAAUUCUGGGAAAUUUAACGUGUGGUUUUCUUGGCGGAGGCUUGCUUACAUUUUCAGGUCAAAUUUCAGUUUGCUUUGCUGAUAUUACUAAGAUUCCUGAUGAACAAGAGCCAUUAUUGGAUAACUCUAAAUGUCAACAAGCUUCAUUGGAACGUCGACGACUUUCGUAUAUGGGAAUUUACGAUGGUGUUUGUGUUUUAUCAAGUGCCGCAGUGGUGUCAGUUACAGGUGUUCUUAUUGAUCACUAUAGUUUCAUUACAACUUGUUUGAUAAUGUUAUUUCUUUGUUUAAUAUCGGUGGGAAUGUUAUGGUGUUUACCAGAAACACAGUCUUUCAAUAUACAAACAGCUGAUAUCUCUUCUUUUAAUAAUAAUUUCAAUGCUAAUGUCUCUGUGUGUAAUACAGAAUUUUAUUCAUCUAAUCAGUCAGAAUCAUAUAAGAAAAACUGGCUUUUGAAGUCAACUGAGAUGAUUAAUCUAGUUCGAAAUGCCAAUAUUAUCACAGUUUUAGUCUUAACAGUUUUGUUCUUGACAACAUUGACUACAUAUAAUGAAGGUCAAUAUACAUUUUUAUAUUUAAUGGGACCUCCAUUCAAUUGGUCUGUUGAUCAGUAUGGUUAUUUUAGUGGAUUAAAUUCUACUCUCCUGGGUUUAUUGUCGUUUGGAUUAACUUGGAUUACUACUCGUUGGAUGAAAGUUGUUAAACGGCAUCGGAUAUCUGAAGCAUCAGAACCUUUACUGACUAAUCAAUCAGUUUCCGCGUACAAUUCUAUCCAUGAAGUUGAUUCAAUUGAUAAUAAUAAUAACAGUAGUAGUAGUCCAUCGAAUAUAAUUAUUCAAAACGAAGUAUUACGAGCACGUCGACGUAUGAUAAAGUAUGUAAUAUGUGGAAUGAUUGCAAUUGUAAUUAGUAAAUUGCUUAUGGGAUUAGCAUUUUUGUUUCCUUCACCUGGUCAUAAUAUUGCAGUAUUUGUUAGACAUUUUUUGGAAUAUUUUAUCUACACCACAGUUGAGUCACUUCCCGGAUAGCUCAGUGGUAACGUUUCUGACUGUGAAGCUGGGUGACACGGGAUCGAACCCGUCAAGGAGCACCAGUUCCCUCAAGAUUACAGAUACACCUUGCUGACGAGUGCCAAGUAGCACGAAACCCGGGUCCAGGGUUUCCUGUCGACUACCUCCAACCAUCUAAUGGUAAGGCUUGCUCUAACUGAAAUACGAAUUAUGAACUUCGA
Schistosoma margrebowiei is the source of this 1869-nucleotide messenger RNA. The record is from the annotation of a GenBank genome assembly. NCBI's taxonomy places the organism in Eukaryota, Metazoa, Platyhelminthes, Trematoda, Strigeidida, Schistosomatidae.